Messenger RNA from Phanerochaete carnosa HHB-10118-sp, 295 nucleotides. RefSeq lists its product as uncharacterized. The record is from RefSeq and is a predicted model, not a curated record. The coding region runs from base 10 to 279 and encodes 89 amino acids. The transcript has a single exon. NCBI's taxonomy places the organism in Eukaryota, Fungi, Basidiomycota, Agaricomycetes, Polyporales, Phanerochaetaceae.
CGUUUGCCGAUGUUAGAGGACAUUCUUACGUCAUUUGACACAUCGACUGUCCCCGACCUCGGUACACCGCUCACACGGUCGCUCACCCCAAUACGCUUAUGCGUCGGGCCUUCUCCGCUGUGCGAAGAGUACUGGCAGCAAGCUGCGACCUACAUAUCACACGUGUACCCCAAUGCGAGGUUCGAUAUCGACGUUCAGCGGAAGGAUGCUCAGACUUGGCGUAAUGUCUCGCAAGCGGUAGCUGAAGCUCGUACAAAUCGAGGCGCGAACCCCAAAUAGUAGGGUAUGAUCCUCA